Molecule: messenger RNA, 2037 nt
Organism: Micropterus dolomieu (smallmouth bass)
Lineage: Eukaryota; Metazoa; Chordata; Actinopteri; Centrarchiformes; Centrarchidae
Gene: dnajb14
Product: DnaJ heat shock protein family (Hsp40) member B14
Exons: 8
Coding region: 20-1162 (380 amino acids)
Biological process (GO): cellular response to misfolded protein
Cellular component (GO): endoplasmic reticulum membrane
Molecular function (GO): Hsp70 protein binding
Source: RefSeq, a predicted model, not a curated record
UGCCGGAGGAGGAAGAGGAAUGAAGAUGGAAGGGAACAGGGACGAAGCAGAAAAAUGUAUAAAUAUAGCGACGAAAGCCCUCGAAGCCGGAGAUAAAGACAAAGCUGUGAAGUUUCUCAACAAAGCAGAGAAGCUGUACCCAACAGGCAGAGCAAAAGCUUUGUUGGACGCAUUAACGAAGAAUGGGAGCUCAGCGGGUAACGGGGCAUAUCGUAGGAGACCAGCAGAAAGCUCAGAAAGCACCGGUGCCCAGCCAGAAAGGGACAGCCAAGAGUCAGGAGGAGGCGACUCUUCUAAAGGCUUCAACAAAGAGCAGGUCGAAGGUGUGCAAAGAAUAAAGCGGUGUAAGGACUACUAUGAAGUACUAGGCGUCAGUAAAGAAGUCAAUGAGGAGGAGCUAAAGAAAGCCUACAGGAAAUUGGCGCUCAAGUUCCACCCAGACAAAAAUCAUGCACCUGGAGCAACAGAGGCCUUUAAAAAGAUUGGUAAUGCAUAUGCAGUGCUGAGCAACCCAGACAAAAGGCGGCAGUAUGACCUGACAGGAGGGGAGGAGCCGAGCAGCCCGGGUCACUCACACGGAGGAGGUUUUGACUUCCACAGGGGCUUUGAGGCUGACAUUACUCCUGAGGACCUCUUCAACAUGUUCUUUGGAGGUGGCUUCCCCUCCUCAAGUGCACACACCUUCACCAACAGCAGAACAAGCUACAGCCAUCAGACGGAUUAUCGACAAGAGAGAACAGAAGAAAGGGGAGAUGGUGGUUUCUCAAUGUUUAUCCAGCUGAUGCCCAUCGUGGUCCUGAUUUUAGUGUCAAUUUUGAGCCAGAUGAUGGUGUCCCCUCCACCCUACAGCCUGUACACUAGACCGUCCACAGGUCAGACUGUAAAACGGCAGACAGAAAACCUGCAUGUCGACUACUACGUCUCCAGAGAUUUCAAGUCAGAGUUUAAGGGCUCAGCGCUGCAGCAGAUUGAGAAAAAUGUGGAGGAGGACUACGUAUCUAAUGUCCGAAAUAACUGUUGGAAGGAGAGACAGACAAAAACAGACCUGCUGUAUGCUGCUAAGGUAUACAGGGAUGACCGAAUGCGCAAGAAGGCAGAACUCAUGACCAUGGAUAACUGCAGGGAGCUGGACAGACUAAAUAACCUAUUCAGAGGCGGAUGAGCUGGAUGCUUCUUAGAUCAUGUAAAUGUCUGAAUAGAUGUGUAUGUUCAUGUUUUUUUUUUUAAAAGAAAGUCUUUACACUAGGAGCAAAAAACUUGCUGAAAUAAAUUAGCUCUAUUGUUGAAGUUUUAAAAUGUCCUCAAUCCCUCACCAACACCAACUCCUCUCCUUCCUCGCUACAACCUAACCCCAGGAAUCGCCUUGUUACGUCUAAAUGAACCAAUCUACACGCACUGUAGAAAGCCCCAGACAGUUUUUUAUGUUACUUUUUUUUUUUACUCUGCUUUUCAUGUGUUUUCGUGGAAACAAGAAGGACAAGGACGCUUGAUUGUAAAGGCAUGUACCUCAAAUAGUGAGAACUCGAGGCAUUCUGCACAAACAAAUCACGGCUUUUGGCAUCAUCAUGCUUGACGUAUGAGAUGGGAGACUUCGUAGGUUCAUCUGGAGGAGCUGUCCUCCAGCCAGAUCCAUUUCUUGAAGAACACAGGAACAAAAGAUGGGAAAUAAAAUGACAUUAAUGCUUCUUUUAGCUUUCACCUCCAAGUAUGAGUGAACAUCGGCGGAUCAUGAAGAGAUACAUGUGAUUUUGCUACUAGAGAACAUUUUAUGUCGUUCAAAACCCCCUGAGGUAAAUUUGUGACAUUGGGGUGUAUAUAUAUAUAUAUAUAAAAAAUUUACUUGACAUGACACUUCAAGAUGUGAAGUUUGUUGGGACUAAACAUGGCAGGACAUUGAAACUGUUAUUCAUAAAUGGUUGUACAUUUUCAUUUUGAAUGUUUGAAGUUUAUGCAGUUAUUUAAGUAACUAUAGAAGAAAUAACAUUUUUCUUCAAUGCUCGCCUAAUCAUUUAAAUAAAGUAAAAUUAUUACCAUAGA